Molecule: messenger RNA, 723 nt
Organism: Gregarina niphandrodes
Lineage: Eukaryota; Apicomplexa; Conoidasida; Eugregarinorida; Gregarinidae
Exons: 1
Coding region: 1-723 (240 amino acids)
Source: RefSeq, a predicted model, not a curated record
AUGAUCACAACGUCCGUCGCCAUCCUAACGCUGAUUCGAACCCUCCUGCCACCCGGCUCACUCGGAAGAGGCCUUGCUGGUCGAUUACUCGCAUGCGAUCGUGGUGACCCGGUUACCGCUCUUACCACCGCCACCAUUACCCUCAUCCUCACUGUCGCCUUGACGUCGACCUACGCUGCCUGGCUUGUGUCCCAGGUUGUCAACCGUGGCGACACUGAUUUCGAGGACUCCUUCCUGCAGUUCAACGACGAAGCACCUAUACGCCUGCACCAAAUGGUGGAAGCUGAAGAGCCAUCGUCGUCGUCUGAAAGUGAGGAAGAAGUGACAGACCCGGGCGAACGUUCUCGUAAGAGACGAGCCCCGUUGGCCCUCCCCGUUGCGAAGAGACCUAACCUGACAUCCAUCCGCGAAUUCUUCUCCACUUUGUCGAAGCGCCGUGACCGCUACACCUUGUACACGAGAGAAGCUGGUUUCCGCGCUGUGUUGACCGCGCUGAGUACCUUUAGGUUUAUCAGUGCACUCGUCAUCACCUUGUCGGAGGAUGAGUCCAGCGAAUCCGCAACUGCCGGAACCCCCACCAACGAACUGCCAAUGCGGAGGGAACUACCACCACGACCGCCGCCACCGAAGCACCUGCUGUGUACACGGCUGUUGUCGGGCUCUCCCCUGAAACCGCUAGUGACGAGUACCAUACGACGAUCGAACCAGCCGCAACCGCAGUAG